Molecule: messenger RNA, 3661 nt
Organism: Pteronotus mesoamericanus
Lineage: Eukaryota; Metazoa; Chordata; Mammalia; Chiroptera; Mormoopidae
Gene: RFX5
Product: regulatory factor X5
Exons: 10
Coding region: 186-2024 (612 amino acids)
Biological process (GO): regulation of transcription by RNA polymerase II
Molecular function (GO): RNA polymerase II cis-regulatory region sequence-specific DNA binding; DNA-binding transcription factor activity, RNA polymerase II-specific
Source: RefSeq, a predicted model, not a curated record
GCUCGGCGCCUUCUCUCUCCCGGUGGCAGCAAUGACCACUGAGAGAGCAGGCCGUCGGAGUAUCUAGGCAGAUCGGGGCUAUUCCAGCCAUUCAGAAAAAAGAAAAUAAAGCAACGCGCAAACCCGCCGGGCCAGGACCGUGGGGCUGGGCUGGAGCGAAGGUGGCUACGAGCCCUCAUGCCAGGAUGGCAGAAGAUGAACCUGAUGCUAAGAGCCCAAAGACAGCGGGAAGGGCCCCCUCCAGUAGUGCUGAGGCAGGGGAACCCACCACCCUUCUUCAGAGGCUCCGAGGUACCAUUUCUAAGGCCGUGCAGAACAAAGUAGAGGGAAUUUUGCAAGAUGUACAGAAAUUCUCAGACAAUGACAAGCUGUAUCUCUACCUUCAGCUCCCCUCAGGGCCCAGUACUGGAGACAAAAGCUCAGAGCCAAGUACACUCAGCAAUGAGGAGUACAUGUAUGCCUACAGGUGGAUCCGCAACCACCUAGAAGAGCAUACUGACACCUGUCUGCCAAAGCAAAGUGUUUAUGAUGCCUAUCGGAAAUAUUGUGAGAGCCUUGCUUGUUGCCGCCCACUCAGCACAGCCAACUUUGGCAAAAUCAUCAGAGAGAUCUUCCCUGACAUCAAGGCCCGAAGGCUUGGUGGCCGGGGGCAGUCCAAAUACUGCUACAGUGGCAUACGAAGAAAGACCUUGGUGUCUAUGCCACCCUUGCCUGGCCUUGACUUAAAGGGCUCUGAGAGUCCAGAAAUGGGCCCAGAAGUAACCCCAGCACCUCGGGAUGAACUGGUUGAGGCAGCCUGUGCCCUGACCUGUGACUGGGCUGAGCGAAUUCUGAAACGGUCCUUCAGUUCCAUCGUUGAGGUCGCCCGCUUCCUGCUACAGCAUCAUCUCAUCUCUGCCCGAUCUCCACAUGCCCAUGUGCUCAAAGCCAUGGGGCUUGCUGAAGAGGACGAACAUGCCCCUCGGGAACGGUCAUCUAAAUCUAAGAAUGGUGCAGAGAACCUAGAGGGUGGAGCCCAUAAGAAACCAGAGAGGUCGACCCAGCCUCCACAGGAGCUGGAUCCCCGAGCUGGGGCUGGUCCUCCAGCACGCAGCGAGCGGAAGAAGAACAUAGUAGAGAGUCCAGCCCCAGCAGCCAAUAACCCUCAGGUUAAUGCCCUGGUGGCCCGGCUGCCUCUGCUCCUCCCCCGGGCCCCUCGCUCACUUAUUCCGCAAAUCUCCGUCUCUCCAACCAUCGUGGCCCCCAAGCUUCCUUCAGGCACCCUGAAAUUGACUGCGCUGCCUGUGUCCAGUAGGAUUAGGGGAUCCCAGGCAGCUGUGCCCAUCAUUAAUAUGAUCUUACCAACUGUCCCGGCUUUGCCUGGACCUGGACCUGGGCAGGCUCCCCCUGGGGGGCUCACUCAGCCACAGGGCACAGAAAGCAGGGAGGUAGGCAUAGGUGGUGACCCAGGACCUCAUGACAAGGGUGUCAAGAGGACAGCCGAAGUACCUAUGAGUGAAGCCAGUGGGCAGGACCCACCAGCUAAAGCAGCAAAGCAGGAUAUAGAGGAUACAGGAAGUGAUGCCAAAAGGAAACGGGGGCGCCCUCGAAAAAAAUCAGGUGGAAAUAGGGAAAGGAUUUCUCCCCCUGACAAGUCAGCAGCUGCCAUGGACUCUGCCCAGUCCUCAAGGUUAGCCCGGGAGACAUGGGCCUCUGGAGGGGAAGGCAACUCAGCUGGAGGGUCAGAGGGGCCAGGGCCAAUGGGAAAGGCGGAGAAGGGGAUGGUGCUUGCCCAAAGUCAGGAAGAGGGUGCUGCUUCCAAAGGAGGAAGGGGCCCCAGUUCCCGCCAUGCCAAAGGAGAAAAAUUUCCUCUUGUCACCCCAAAAGUGAGUGUCAUCAGGGGCAGUAGAAGCCAAAAGGAGGCUCUUCAUUUGGAAAAGGGAGAGGUAGACACUGCAGCACAGGGUAAUAAAGAUUUGAAGGGGCAUACACUUCAAAGUUCUUCAUCCCAUGAGCAGAAAGAACCCAAAGCAAUACCCCAAUGAUAGGUAUGUGGAGAAGAGUGCUUAUAUCCAGAUGUAUAUUCACCUCCAACUAACUCUUGCCUGCCUGCCUCAUAGAAGCCCCUCACCUCACUCGCUUUUCCUCUGGCUCUUGUUUUCCAAAGGGAAUUCAUGCUCUUUUGUAUAGACAGCCAUAGACAGCCGAGGCAUCCUGUCUUAGACAGUACCUGCUUCCUACCUGUGACCUUUUCAGCUCAAUACCCUUGGCUUCAGAGACACUAAUCUGUAGUGACCUUACCUGGAUCCCUGUGCUAUCCUGUGGGAAGACAGGAAUGUAAUGGUAUGAUAAAGUUACAGGUUAGGAAUCUCUUGGUCUUAAGUCAUAGUAAAUCUAACUCUUAACUGACUUAAAAAUAAAAAUUUACUGGCCCGUGUCCUUGUAAAGUCCAGAGGUAGUGCUGGCUCCAGGUAAAGCUGAUCCGGUGGCUCUGUAUGCCUCCAUAUACCCGACUGACUUCCCCUAUGCCUUCCCUCCUCUGCUGUUCUACCUUCUGUAAGAUCUUCGGAACCCUGGGCUGCCUUGACUCCGCCAGCACUCCUAGAAUUACAAUGUUUCCUCAUUUAAGUCCAACCAGAAACAGAGGGCAUCUUUGUCGCCAGGACUCCUAGCAAAAACCCUGUGAUUCACUCUGAUUAAGACAGCUUGUGUCACAUGUCCACCCCUAACCAAUCCUUGUGGCCAGCAGGGAUGGUGUAUGCUAAUUUGCUUAUUCUACAUCAGGGAAUACACCUGUGGAAUAAAGGGUGGGAGUAUCCUUACAGACUGGGAGUUCUGGGGAGGCAGCUGGCACCUGGCCACUACUAUGAAGUACAUGUGGUUUUUGGUUGAGAUCAGCCGUACCUGUCUUUUUCCUCAUAGUCUUGCAUUUUUCUUAGUGCAGCUGUAACUCUUGUUACUCUGGUCUCAGAAGGAAUGAGAGGGAAGUCACUAUCUUUUAUGGACUAUCUCCUUAGUCUCGUUUAGAUGACAAUCCCACCCCACCCCCUUUUUUCCACCUAUGGCUCAGAGAUGGAGGUCCUUCCUUUUCCUAUUUCUGAACUUGACUUUCUCCUCAUUUCUGCUUCCCUGUCUCCCACCUUACUGCCACUUUUACUAAACAGUUAAGAUUUACUCCUAGUCAUUUUAUUAAAUUCUUUCUGUAUCCACCAGGUGUCAGUCUCUUACACAUCAGGACAAGCCAGGAUUGUGGGGUUUAGGGUAGCUGUAUGGAACGAGGUGGCGCUGCAUAGCAGAGAGUACCAAUAGGAAGGGAAUCCAGACCCUCCAGGUGGAUCUUUGGGAAAAGAAGUAAACCAACCAAUAUUUAUCGAGGACCUACUUUGUCUUCUAUGUAGGGUAGUUUUCUGUCAGGGAAUCUUGGUUCUUCCCAAGAAAUACAGAUUUUCUUUCAGGGAGACAUUUAUUUCCACCAUGGCAGAUUUUUAAAAAUUAUAAUGUGUAAUAUUUGAUAUCUAUAAAGAAUAUAUUUAACAUGAAUAAAUUAUGAAGCAUAAUAAUUAAAUGACUACCUAUGACCCAUCGCCCAACUUAUACAUUAAAACAUUAGAAAUAUCAUUGACUUUCUUGUGUUCCUCCCAUACCCUACAUCCUACCUCUCCCUAGAUGCAACUACUGUCCU